This is a messenger RNA of Vigna unguiculata (cowpea), 1091 nucleotides long. RefSeq names its product Pyridoxamine 5'-phosphate oxidase family protein. Gene Ontology annotation, molecular function: FMN binding; pyridoxamine phosphate oxidase activity. NCBI's taxonomy places the organism in Eukaryota, Viridiplantae, Streptophyta, Magnoliopsida, Fabales, Fabaceae. Gene Ontology annotation, biological process: pyridoxine biosynthetic process. The record is from RefSeq and is a predicted model, not a curated record.
AUAAGAAGAUGAACAAUUUUUUCCCACAAUUUUUCAUCUUCUCUGAAUUUUUUACAGUGAAACUGAAAAAUCACAUCGUGUGCAUCAUACUGAUAAAGAUGUUAGGUAAACAGUUUAAAAGUUGCAAGCGCUGGGAAAAAUUAUCCGAAAGUAUUGGAAAGGAAAAAUGGGGAGUGUGGCGUGGAAGCAGCUUCUUCUGAACGCUUUGGAAUCAAACGCUCACCUUAAACACUCUUCUUUCAUGCAACUCGCAACCAUAGGAACCAACGGAACACCUUCGAACCGCACUGUCGUUUUCAGAGGAUUCCAAGAUAAUACUGAUAACAUCCAAAUUAACACUGAUGCUCGCACUCGCAAGAUUGAAGAGCUCAAGCUUUGCCCCUCUGCUGAGAUUUGUUGGUAUUUUACGGAUUCCUGGGAGCAAUUUCGGAUAAACGGGAAUGUAGAUAUCAUCGACGGUUCGAAUGCUGAACCCCUAAAACUUGAGCAAAGAGAAAAUUCUUGGUUUGCCAGUUCAUUGAGAUCAAGGUCGCAAUAUUUGUGCCCCAACCCUGAACUUCCCUGUCUACAUGAGCAGGCUCAGCCUGAUAUAUCAUUAGAUCCUUCUACAGGUCCAAUUGAUGCUUUUUGCCUUCUGAUCCUAGAACCGCAUCAGGUUGAUUACUUGAAUCUUAAGAGUAACCAGAGGCUAACAUUCAAAUCAAGUGUGAGUGCUGCAGCAGAGAAAAGCUGGACUGUGGAGAGGGUCAACCCAUAAUCUGUUUUCUGUCAGUGUCGUGUUCCUAUUUCACUGCAGACAACAAAUGAAGUUCCGAGGGUAUAUGAUAGAGGAUUUGAGGGAAUGUAUAGUUAUAUAUUCAUUUUGCAGUGGCCACUGGAUAUUCGUGCAGCCCUUUGAAGGUUGCGUUGCGCUCGUUCAAUAAGCUUAGUAAGAUGGGGUGUGGAUUAGCCUCGUGUGUGUAGCAUCAUAUCAGUGUAGACAUCUCAAUUGGAACUAGUAUAGAGGUGGAACCUUGGAGAGAACAGGAGUCACUAUUAGUAUUUAUCACUUUGAUUUCAAGUAAUAUUAAUAUCUUAUUUUUAUUUCAGAA